CUAGAGUUUAACUCGACUCUAAGCAGUUUUCUCGCGACAAAUUUUCCUCUAGUGCGUGAAUAUUUUUCAACUCGGUACUUAAUUUUCCUAUAAAAUUCGGACAAAAAUAAGAGAUUAAAAAAGCGAUAAGAUUUGACUUCGAAAUACGGAAAUCAGGACACGUAAUUAGUGGAUCAUUUUUCUUCGUCAAAACGGAGUUUAUUAACGUCUAAGUUGAGGAAUCUGGUUGCAAAAAAGAAAAUGACAUAAAAAAAUUUGUGUUGCGAAAAAUACUGCUAAUUAUUCGUCGCAAGUGAAAGUUGCAAUACGUGCUAAUUUUGUUACAUGUGGUAAUUUUUUGUUAUUUAAAUAUCUACUCAUAAAAAAAUCAGAGCUACGGUUUAAUUAACUGGCUACAAAAUUCUUGGAAAACCUUGUGUACGUAGGAAGCAUGAAACUGUGAAAAAAUAAAUUGUGAAUGAUAAAAUAAUUUCAAAAUAUUAUAUUUAUGUAAAGUCAUCUAAAAAGUGGAAAAGAUAUACGACUUAAGAUUGCACCAGCAGUCGACUUUCGAAAUAUUUCUUUCCCUCGAUCGCUGACUUCAAAGUUGGUGCAGAAAAAGAAAAAAGUGAGAUGAAAAUACUGCUACAGAGGGAUUAGCUGAUAUAAUGAAAAAUGAGAUUUUAAGUGCCAUAAAAACUACUUGAAUGUGAAAUCGUAGAGGAAUACGAGAAGUUUUCAUGAAAUAAUCGUAACUUUGGGGAUAUAUAUAAAAGUCAUAAGAUCCAAUAAAUCUUCAAUUAUCCCAUCAUCAGAUGCAAAGUGAUUUAGAAACCUCGAAUUGUGCACUAACGAUUACCUGCUGACAACCUAAUGGAUAUAUUUUGAUGUUGUCAGUUGACUAAUAGCCAACUUGAAUGAUUUUUCAAUAAAAAUUGUCAAAAGACUUAAUCAUUGACGCGAGUGAAGACAAGAAAUAUAAUAAAAUUACCGUAACAUUUGUUUCGUAUUUUUUAUAUCUACAAUCUCGUGAAAAACAAGAAAGUGAAGCUUCAGUAAUUUUUUUUCUUAAGAAAAGAAAAUCAUCAGUCUGUGAUUAAUAAGAAAAAAAAAAUUCUGUACGCAAUUUGUGGUGGCAUGGAUGAGAUGUAUAUAUUGUUGUUUAACUUAAACUUGAGUGUGCCAAUAUCUCGCAACAAUAAUAUUUAAGUGAAAACGCAAAAAGUCAAUUUUCUUCUGGUGACAAGUCAAAGACACGUGGGACCUUCAUCGAACGUCGUAACAUCGACAACUGAAAAUCAAAUCGUCACAUUAAACGAAAGUUUCGUUGUGAUUAUCUCAAGAUAAAUUUAUCGGGGAAUAUUUUCAAAUGUAUUUUUAAUAUCAUCAAAUAAAAACAUUAAAGUACGAAAUUUUAUUUGCUUAAAACUGACAACGACAGCCAACAAAGCAUCAUCAUGAAGUGGAAUGAUAUCGAAAGUAAAAGUCCAAUAGGACCACCUCGUAGUGGAACCACUCUACAAAGAAGUGCAACUCUCCCAGCAAAUCCGAAAAUAGCGAAAAGUCGCGUUCCAUUUCGUGUUCGUUCGCCAUCAACAGAUCAGAAUAACAAUCAAAAUAUUACCAUGACGUCAGAAGAUUUACUUCAACCCGGUCAUGUAGUGAAAGAACGUUGGAAAGUCGUACGAAAGAUUGGCGGCGGUGGCUUUGGAGAAAUCUACGAGGGUCAAGAUCUGAUAACGCGAGAACAAGUCGCGUUGAAAGUCGAGUCAGCACGUAUGCCGAAGCAAGUUCUCAAAAUGGAAGUGGCAGUAUUGAAGAAGCUUCAAGGCAAAGAGCAUGUUUGUCGUUUUAUAGGCUGUGGCAGGAAUGAUCGAUUUAAUUAUGUUGUGAUGCAACUGCAAGGAAAAAAUUUAGCUGAACUUCGUCGAAGUCAGCCUCGUGGUGCAUUUUCACUCAGCACAACACUCCGUCUGGGAGUGCAAAUACUCAAAGGAAUCGAAUCGAUUCAUUCUGUUGGAUUUUUGCAUCGAGACAUUAAACCGAGUAACUUUUCAAUGGGACGUUUACCAUUUAACAAUCGUCGUGUGUACAUGUUAGACUUUGGACUCGCUCGUCAAUACACGACGACAAGUGGUGAAGUUCGAUGUCCACGGGCUGCUGCAGGCUUUCGUGGGACAGUAAGAUACGCUUCAAUAAAUGCUCAUCGUAACCGUGAAAUGGGCAGACAUGACGAUCUUUGGUCGCUCUUUUACAUGUUAGUUGAAUUUGUAAAUGGCCAAUUGCCUUGGCGUAAGAUAAAGGACAAGGAACAAGUUGGACUUAUGAAGGAAAAAUAUGAUCAUAGACUUUUACUCAAACAUUUGCCGUCAGAUUUUAAGCAAUUUUUGGAGCACAUUCAGUCACUUAGUUAUGCUGAUAAGCCUGAUUAUGCAAUGUUAGCGUCACUUUUUGAACGUUGUAUGAAGCGUCGAGCAAUAAAGGAAACGGAUCCUUAUGAUUGGGAGAAGACCGAACAGCUGUCACAAAUCAAUAAUCAGGUGAACUGUUCGUCGAUACUUAACAGUAAUGCGCAAGCGAAGAACGAUGUCACUAAUACUAAUCACGCUGUGCCACAAGUGACAGUUCAAGCGUCGAAUAUCAGCAGCAAUGAACAAAAGCAGCGAAAAAUUGACAGUGAUAUGAACAACAUUGCGGCAACGACUGAACCUGUUCGACAUAUUGAUAAAGUUAAAGCUGAUAAAAAUCAAAAUACUGGUCAAGUUGUGUAUAAGAAUACUCAACAGAAACAAAAUUCAGACAAGCAAGAGAAUCCUCAUGUGGUGGAGAAGAUUCCACCGAUUCCUAUUAAACAGUUCAUCAUUCAACAAGAGCAACCUGAGACUCCGGAAACUGAUGGCGAUUUAGAAUAUCCAAUGAUGAAUAAACUUCAGAAAACAGCAUCGGAAGUGAUGAUUCGUGAACAUCGUCAUCCACCAUCAGCUGUUAAACCAAAUGAACUAGCCAUAAAUGAUAUAAAGAAAUCGUCUAGUCCCGCUAAGCGUCGUUCGACUUCACAAGUUGAUAAUGAUGCUGAAAAGUCGAAUAACAAUAACAACAAUAGUAAUAAUAAUAAUAAUGAAAAUGUCAAUCCUGCUCAAGUGAAGCAAGAAAAAACGACAUAUGGACGUUUACGAGUACUAACAGCACCACCAACAAGUGUCGCAAAUGUUCAUGAACUUGCACAAGAUGCUUCUGGAUCUCCACGCGACAAUGAUAACCAACCAUUCCAAUAUGAUGUAAAAAUUGUGUCAAGCAAUGAGGGACGAAAGAAUCAACGACGUCAUCGACCGAAUUCUGGUUCAAGUGUUAACCUUCAACGUUUGAAUAGCUCGGGAACAAAUCGAGAUCAUUCUAUAACACAAUUUGCAUUAAUCGACGAUGAAAAUGUGUCAGCAUUGCAACAAAUGACCAAAGGUGGUGGUGGCUUAACACUCGCAUCACAAUGGAAGUCACAAUUUGAUGACUCUGAAGAAACGACUGACAAUGAGUGGAAGCAAGAACCACAAAGUCCAGAACAUCAAAGAAUCCAAUACAUUUCGCAGCAUCAUCAGCAACAACAUCCACAUUAUCACACGCUGCCCCAUCAUUCAAGUAAACAUCAACAAAGCAAUAACCACGAUCAUCAGAUGGGUCAUAUCAAAACAUCAGCCACACAACCGCAAUCAUUGCAGACGACACCUUCACAACCUGUCGCGCCAACAACACAAAAAGACAUGAAUAACACGCAACAAUUUUUUAUUCAACAUAAAGGACGAAAAGAUGAUCAAUCACUUAAGCAGAAGCUUAAAAAGAAGAAAAGUCAUCUUAACAUUGCUGGCAUUGAAAGUUUUCCAAAUAUUCAAGAUUAUUUGCCACAUUGUUGGUCGGAACCGGCGUUAGGAAAUAUUUUACGUCACAAUCUUGAACCUCCACUGUUACAACAAGCAGCAUUCGAUGAGACGAUCUUCAAAAUGGAUGUUAAUCGGAAUGUGGGUGUUCGUGACAUUUGCAAUGAUGAAAAUGCGCAGUCAUCAGUGCAGCCUUUUGUAAAACUUUUUCAAUACAAAAGUCUCCCGAACAUAGCAUUUGGCGAGUAUGAGAUAAUGAGUCCAAAGAUUCGUCAAACCGACACGACAUUCUACUAUCAAGCGAACUCAAGUGAGCCAAACAACAAUUAUAUUUCAAAUCCAUGUAUUGUUAUGGAGAAGAAUGUUGGUGAUAACAAUGAGGGUGAAGAAGCUCCACAAUCGCCAAUAGAAGUGGGAGAAGAAGAACACGCAAUAAGUGGACGACUUGAAAUUCGCGUGCUUAGUAAAGAACAAAUGGCUGUAAAGGAGCCAAGCCCUAAUCCCGAAGAGUCAGUUUAUUAUGAUGCGGUUGUCACAGCAAAUGGUGGUGGUGGUUCGUCUGUUGACGCUUCAAAACCAAAGGAAGGUGGAGAGAAGAAGGAUAAUGUUCAAUACGAAGAAGAAUUCAUUUGGAUCAAUAAAAAAGAUCCACAAGAGAAAAAAUAUGACAUAAAAGUUUAUGAAGACAGUUUAAAAAUUCAGAAAUAUAAAAUAAUCACAAUUGAUAAGUCAGAUGAUGCUUUGGAUGGUGGUGAAGAUGGAGAUGAGAAUGAAGUUGAUAAAGUUCCUGUAGUGAGCGGUGAUAAUUUAAAGAUCGAAGAAGGCGCUCAAGCCAAUGAUGAGAUUGAAAGCACAACCGACAAUCGUAAUGAGAAUGAAAAGUUGCGAGACAACAGCACUUGUAGCAGUAGCAGAAUUCCAGUAUUUAAUCCAAGCGGGUCAACUCGGAUGCUCUCACAAAGAUCAUCAUGGGCUGGAUCGGAAGAUGGACCAGACAUGUGCGAUUUGACACCAGGUCUUCGUCGACGAAGACAAAACGCUGAAAAAUAUGUGACAGAUCCAUCACAACUUAAUUUGCGCUUCACGAGACCGAAAAGCCGGCCCAUCGUAAGAACUCGUGGAAUCCCAUCGCACUUAUUGAGUGCACAGCCAAACGGUCGACAACAAGCGCAACAACAUCCACAGCUUAACGACAAUGAACACAACUCAUCUGACACGAGCGUAGAGGACAGUAAAAUACAAUUUCAGAAUAAUUUACGUAAAUUUAAAGCAAAAUGUGAUAAUGAAUUGGAAAAAUUGCUUGAAAAGUGUGAGAGUCGUCGUAAAACCAGUGAUCGAAGAUAUUUUGGUUCAGAGUCAGUUUCACCAUCGUCACGAUUCGUGAUGGGUGAGUUAGGAGCGAAAAAUGUGCGUAGGCUUGACGGCGCUACUAAUACUUUCAAUGCAAGUAAAGAUGAUGAUGGAAAUGGAACAUGAAUAGCAGCAUAUGAUGCUGACUAUGGACUCUUAAUAUAAAAAAAAUUAAAAAACAAAUAAUAAUAUUAAUAUUUAACUAUGAUAAUUGUCUUUUCAUGCGCUCUCUGAUUUCCAUGACAAAAAAAUUAUAUCGUGAAGCUUUUAAUUUUGUUUCUUUAUUCAAAGUGAUUAGUCAGACGUGCUGGCGCUUCUAUUCAUGUAACUACCAUUCAUGCAUUAUCAUCAAUUGAAAUGAAAACAAACAAACAUUUGUGAAUGAAAUCAAAUUUUUUUUGUGAAAGAAAGCAAGCAAAUAUUGAAUGAUAUUUAAGUAAAGUCAUUUUGCUUUAAGUCGGUCAUUCUCUAGUCAUUAAUUCAUAACUUAUUUCUUUCAAAUAUACAAAACUCACAUUACAUGCUAAACCAGAAAACAAAAAAUUGUCCUAUUUCUAUGAUAUUAUAAAAAAUAUCAUCUAAUGACGUCACUUGUCAUUCAACUUUGAUGCAAGUGUAAGACAGAAGAAGAAAUGUUUUAAAAUUAAAUUUAAUCACGUGCUUUGCAAAAAGAUUAAAAUUAAAAGUUGAAGAAAAUUUCAAGAUUGUGUAAAAAAAAUAAAAAAAAAGUUUAUAAAAGUCUAUGAAGAAAAAAAAAGAAGAAUAUCUUAGUUAAUAAGUAGCAAUCAGUGAGGAUUAAAUAUACAUAAAAUAGUUUUGAUGAAUAUGUUUGAGACAAGAAAACUCAUCAAUGAUGAACAAGAAAGUUCUAAGCAUCAGUCGGUGUUUCCCUGUCAUUUCCCAGACUUCUCCUGAUUUAUGACAGGUUUGCACUGCUUUAAUCUCUUUAUAAAUUCUCGUUUUUGUUUCCAAAGAAAUGAAUUUAUAACAAAAUUGAAUCGUCCAAAUCAUUUGAAAUGAUAUAAACACAGAAAAACUUGAUACUCCAAAAAACGAAUAAUUAUUUAUUACCCAAAGAAUAUCUAAUUAAGAUUUUUUGUUUUUUAUUUAUUUGAGAAAUUUUUGAUUCCUUUUUCGAUCCUCGAUUUAUAUGAAUUAAAAAAAUGCUUUAGCUGUUUGAUGACCAAAGAAAUUUGCUGCUUAGGCUGUAUACAAAAUUUAUUUAUUAAAUAUUUUAUGCUUUCAUUUAUUUAUUAUUUAUUUCUUUGAAUCAAGAUCAAUAAUCAGUAUCGAGUGCUAGCAUUUAUUUAAAGAUCUUUAAACUGAUAAAAGAGCAAACAAAACAGAAAAAAAACUUUCAAUUCUCUUUGUAAGAAAAAAUGAAAACGCAAACAUCAAAAAUGUUUUGUUUUGUUUUCCUUUUUCUAAUCCAAAUCAACAAAAGAAUAAAAUUUAUGAGAACAAUAUAAUUAAUUAAUCUGAAUAAACAACAACUUAACCCAGAAUUACUCAAUAGUUAAACUACUUAAUAUUAUAUCCAAUCCAAACUGAAAACAGGAAGAAACCUCGAAGAUCGCCAUUUUUGUUCGAUCAAGAAGUUUAAGCUGGUCGGUCGUAGGUGAAAUUAAAGAAAAUUAAAAGAGAUGGAGAUUGUAAUUUUUAUAAAAUAUAAUUAAAAGUUCUAGAAAUUUGCAGAACAAAGAAUGAAAACUAAGAACAAAAAAUUAAAUUAAACAUAAAUCUCUUUAAAGUUUAAAUGAAUUAAAAUGUUGUCAGUGAAUUUAAAACCGAGUCUUAAGAGAAUGCUUUAAAUGUAGUUAAAUGUAAUGAUUUAAAGUUUUCAGUUUUGAAUUUCUAACAAUACAAAACUUUUGCAUAGAAUCUCAUGAAUUGGUAAAUCUUCUUUUUCUAUAAAAACAAAAGCAUAAAAUAAUAAAAUAAUUUCCCAAUAAUUAUCUUGAAAAUAGAGAAAAUUUUGAAAUAUUUUUACGCAUUGAAACUACUACCAAGUUCUUUAGUGCGAUGGAUAAGAAAUGCAAACUUACUAUUGGAAGGUAGCAAAGAUUGAGGAAAGAUUGUAAAGAUUUAUUAAUUAUUUUGCAUCAUUAACCUUGUGCAAUGAAAUCAAUGAAUGUGGUGCGCAUUAUAGAUAAAAAAGCUAUGUAAACGUAGAUGAAACAAAGUAUAAAGUUCUAAAUUUUAUUUUUUAGAAAUUCAUUGAAAGCAACAUUGAAUGUUCAUUGAUCGAACAAAAUUAAUAAAUAAAUAAUAAAAAAAUAUAUAAAAUUAAUUCAUUUUCUUCUCACUUAAUAUUUUUCUGAGUCUUCAAG
This is a messenger RNA of Clunio marinus, 7528 nucleotides long. The record is from the annotation of a GenBank genome assembly. Lineage: Eukaryota; Metazoa; Arthropoda; Insecta; Diptera; Chironomidae.